Molecule: messenger RNA, 399 nt
Organism: Ichthyophthirius multifiliis
Lineage: Eukaryota; Ciliophora; Oligohymenophorea; Hymenostomatida
Exons: 2
Source: RefSeq, a predicted model, not a curated record
AUGAAUAUAAAUCCAUAGCAAGAACAUGUUAUACAAAUAACGAACUCAACUUAGAAAAUAUAAGAUUAAUUAGAAUAUUUAAAAUUAGAGCCUUUAAAAUAAUACGAAAAAAGUAUAAAUGAUUAAAAAAAUUCAUAAAUAUAAACAAAUUAGCCUAUUGAUUUUUAGUUAUCAUAAAAAAAAAAAUCUUCAAUAAUAACAUUAUAAAAAAAUAAUCAAGAAUAUACUAUUUAGAAUAAUAAUCUGAAAUAAAUAGAAGAAUAAAAGUAUUUUUUUAAAAAUAACAUUAAAAAAAAUAAAAAUAAAAAGGUAAAUUUAAGAAUUUGGUUCAUAUCAUCCAAAAAUAGUUUAGGAAAUAAAAAGAAAAGAAAAACAUAAAGACACAAUAUUAUCUUAUGA